AUGGAUGCACAAAUUAAAAAUGAGAUAGUUGAGUUAACCAAAGCAAUGUUGGAAACUUUUACAAAAGAAUAUAUUAAAGCAUACACAAUCCAAAUAACCAAGAAAGCAAUCAAAGAUGCCAAAGCAAUACCAUCUCCAUAUUUAUUAGAACCAAGACCAAGAGACCAUGAUAAAUCUGAUGUUUUUAGUGGCUAUUUGGUAAAAUUAGGAGCAAUUAGAAAGAAUUGGUUAAAAAGACACUUUGUAGUUAGAUAUGACUAUUCAAUUGACUACUUUGUUGAUGAUAAACAUACAAAUAAAAAAGGUACAAUUAAUUUAUGUGGUUAUUCAGUAAAUGAUGAUCCAAAUAAAUCAGGAUUAGAUAGAAUUUUAAAGAUAGCAGAAAAGAUGGGAGUUGAUACAAGUUCAAUACCAAAGCCAGCACAAUUACCACCAUUUACAAUUGAAUUAUAUCAUUAUUCACGUCGUUGUUAUUAUAUUCAAUGUGCUAAUGAAGAAGAGUUUAAAGAAUGGAUUGAAAUUUUCAAAACAUGUUGCAGAAGAUCCCAUGGUUUUAAAAACAAAGAUCCAUGUCAUAUCGCUGCAUUUGGUAUUGCAGUUCGUAAUACACGUUGGUCAUUAGGUCGUUGGGGUUGGUUUGGAUACGGUGGUAAUGAGAAUCAAAUCCUUUCCGAUAUAAUUUUAGAUGAGAUUGAGUAUGAUAUUUUGGGUAGAGCAUUAUCUAAACUUCCAAAUGCACCAUGGUUCAUUCGUAACUAUCUUAGAAAUAAAAUGAUGACAGUGAUCGAAGGCAUGGUCAGCAGUGCCGUCGCACCCGCCUGGACAGGUCUAAGUAAAACCGUGGAAGAACUUCGUCCAACCAUUGAGCCAAGAAUCAAGAAUCAAGUAGACCCAAUCGCUCAAGCCCAAACCAAUAUCAUCAACAAGAUGAGAGAGUCAAUGAUGUCACAGAUUAAGCCAGCAAUGGAGGAGCAUGUUAAUAAACACCUCAAGAAAAUCAUUGGUGAAAUUAGAACUCCAAUUGAGAAUGGGUUUGAUGAAUCUCUCAAAAUUUGGAAUGAGAAAACAAAUGCAUACAAUGGCAAUGGCUCAACCGAGUCUUUCUCCUCCUAUAGAAGUUAUCCAAACUCCUAUUGGACUAUGUACCCUGCCAAAGAUAAAAUCUCACCAUUGUAUAGUAUUGUGGAGGAGUAUAGACCAAUCUUUAGAGACUAUUCCUCCUACUUUAUCUGUUACGAUAUUAAAGAAUCUAUUAAUAAUAUGGCCUAUGAUGGUGCUUACACUCUUGAGAAAACUGUUACUCAAGAUCAAGUAGAUGUGGCUUCUGCUAAAAAUCAAACUCAUUCAAAAUAUCAACAUGAUGUCAUUUUAGGCACAAAUAUGCAAUUGAAAUUUGUUGUACGUGAAAUGGUUAAACCAACUCUUUGUAAAAUUAUUAAUCCAUUAACUAAACCACUCUUAAAUACUUUAUCCUCUUCAAUUCCUUCUGCUAUUGGUGAUUUCAUUGAUAUUAAUGAAUUAUAUAAUCAAUUAGUUGAUGAUAUUUUAAAUGAUUCAACUCAAGUUGUAAUUGACGAAUUAAAUUAA
Messenger RNA from Dictyostelium discoideum AX4, 1587 nucleotides. RefSeq lists its product as hypothetical. The record is from RefSeq and is a predicted model, not a curated record. The transcript has 4 exons. The coding region runs from base 1 to 1587 and encodes 528 amino acids. Lineage: Eukaryota; Evosea; Eumycetozoa; Dictyosteliales; Dictyosteliaceae.